Penicillium oxalicum is the source of this 1701-nucleotide messenger RNA. RefSeq lists its product as uncharacterized. The record is from RefSeq and is a predicted model, not a curated record. NCBI's taxonomy places the organism in Eukaryota, Fungi, Ascomycota, Eurotiomycetes, Eurotiales, Aspergillaceae. The coding region runs from base 1 to 1701 and encodes 566 amino acids. The transcript is spliced from 3 exons.
AUGACCCGCAGCUCUGACGAGCCACCGCAUUAUUUAUUUGUCCAAGGCCCAUCGCUGGACCGCGACGCACGCUCAGCCCUGAUUCGCCGUCGAAUAUCCCAAAAACGAAAUUUAUAUCGAGAAGAGGAGGAAACAAAACGACAAGAAUUGAUUGCUCAACGACAAUCGCAAGAUCCGACCUCAAGGUCGCCGGUUUGCAUCUGUCCGGGUUCCUCCAACGACGCUGACGGUCAGACCCUCGGCCAGCCGCAGCAAAAACGAUCCGCCACGGUACAUGCGCAAAGUCGCAAAGAAUCGGCCCUCGCUACUUGCGAAAUUUGCGGAAGGACUCGACUCUGGUCCGACUUGUCCAGCGAAAAUGCUGCAGUUGUCGUCCCCGGUCCGCUAUCGGGGAGAUUAGAUCCGGUUUUAGCGGCGCAUUCAAGUCUGGGACCUGAUGCGAACGGACUAUUUCAGCACUCUAUCUUGCAUGUUUUCCCCAGUUUUCGCGACACCGAUUAUACCGCACGAUGCUACCAGUCCUGGGUUCGGGGCCAUCCCAACAACAGACUCAUACUCUACAGCAUCUUGUGGUCCGCAUCGUGUCAUCGUGAUACGCUACGUCUCAGUUACGGGUCCAAUUCCACCCUGAACACUUGCGAUCAACUCUACUACAAAGGGCGCUUGUUGAGUUUGGUGCGCGAGCACGUGGCCGACUUUGGCCGUGAGGAAUGGCGUGAUGGGAUCAUCAUGGCGAUAUUGUUCAUGGCGAUGAACGAGACGGAGAGGAGAGACCUGGGUCGUGAUGCAAAUCCGUUCGAACCACCCUUUAUUCACAUGCAAUCGCUGUCGUUCUACGGCAGUCGUGACUUUCAUCAACUCCACUGGAAUGUGGUUUGUGAUAUUUUGACCCAGCUGGGUGGCAUUCACCGCAUCAAGUUGUUCGCGCUGGGGUGGUUAGCAUCUCUUGCGGACCUGAUGAACGCGGCUCAUACUCUCUCCAAACCGAAUUUCCCCAUGGUCGACGUUCAGGGCCACGUCAGUUACUUUGCGCCGUCGCUCCGGGCGUUUCCUAUCCCCUUUCACAUGCCCCAGAAAAACGGCUUCAAGGAACUGCUGUCGGCUCAUCCCCCGGUGAAAGAAGGUAUUGUGGACGUCUUUCGACGCCUCAGUCUCUACUCUACCCUGCUGCAAUGGACCUGUACCCAUCAGCCCGACUCGGCGGAUUUCGAUCGCUUAGCAGACUUUCGCUACGUGGUCCACCACACGCUACUGAGUCUCCCGGACGAGCGUGACCCGAUCGAUGCAAUCCUCCAUCUUGCCGAUUCCCCUGCGGAUAAGUGUAUUGCAUCUCACGAGCUAUACCUCACUUGCCGCCUGGCAUCCCAUCUUUACGCCCUGCACGUCACCUAUCCCCUUCCACGCUCUUCUCUCACCCGCUCGUUGAUUCUGCCGCGUCUAGCUGACAAACUUGAUGAGAUUGUGCAGACUCGGUCAAGUCCGUUACUGUUGUGGUGUGCCGCUGUAGCGGGUAUCGCCGCCGAAGGAACUACGGAAGAGAAGCGUCUGACGAAUCACGUCAGGCUUUUGUGUCACAGAUUGGGAGUGAGAUCAUUUGAAUUCUUUGAGGAUAUACUACAAUCUUUUGCUUGGGUUGACGUUGCAUGUUUGCCGGGGUGUCGUCGGCUAUGGAAGAGAUUGGCAAUUACGGGAAAGAAUUGA